GAGCGGGGGGGCGGUCUGGCGCCAAAUUCAACAUUUGAAGCUUUCCGGCGGUUAUAGAUCAGCGCUGCUGCUGCUGUCUGUUACUAUCGAUUAUCUAUCGAUUAUCUAUCAGUUACUGUAGAGCGUCAGUUAUAGAGUAUAGAGUAUCGGGGCGCGCAGUGAGCAGUACAGCGGGGUAGCGCGGACUUUACAGGAGAGAUGUAUAUAAAGUCUAUAGUGCUGGAGGGCUUCAAGUCCUACGCGGAGCGGACUGAGAUCUCCGGCUUCGACCCGCUGUUUAACGCGAUUACCGGACUGAACGGCAGCGGCAAGUCCAACAUUCUAGACUCCAUCUGUUUUCUGCUCGGAAUCUCCAACUUAUCGCAGGUCAGAGCGUCUAAUCUUCAGGACCUGGUGUACAAAAAUGGGCUCGCUGGAAUCACUAAAGCCACAGUGUCCAUUGUAUUUGACAACUCCAACAAGAAAGAGAGCCCACUGGGGUUUGAAACCCACGAUGAGAUCACCAUCACCAGACAGGUGGUUAUCGGUGGAAGGAAUAAGUACCUCAUUAAUGGAGUGAAUGCUAAUAAUAUGCGAGUCCAGGAUCUUUUCUGCUCAGUUGGAUUGAAUGUGAACAAUCCUCAUUUUCUUAUUAUGCAGGGUCGAAUCACCAAAGUUUUGAACAUGAAACCACCAGAGAUUCUGGCCAUGAUUGAGGAGGCUGCUGGUACCAGGAUGUAUGAGUGCAAGAAACUUAGCGCUCAGAAGACCAUCGAGAAGAAAGAUGCUAAACUGAAAGAGAUUCAAACGAUCCUGGAAGAGGAGAUAACCCCUGCUAUGGAGAAACUGAAAGAGGAGCGUUCUUCCUACCUGGAGUACCAGAAGCUGAUGCGGGAGAUUGAGCACCUGAGCCGGCUGUACAUCGCCUGGCAGUUCGUUUGUGCGGAGGAGACCAAGCUGAAGUCGGCCGAGGAUCUGCAGCAGAUGCAGGCCUCCAUCACCGAGCUCCAGCAGAGCAUGCAGAAGAACACUGCUCGUAUCCAGGAGCUCAGUGAGGAGAUUAAAGCUCUGGAGAGAAGCCGAGACAAGGAGGUAGCAGGAGUGUUGAAGUCUCUGGAGGAGACUCUGGCUGAAGCACAAAGAGUGGAUACCAAAGCACAGAGUGCUCUCGACCUGAAGAAACAAAAUCUUAAGGAUGAGACCAAGAAAAGAAAAGAACUCGUCAAAAACAUGGAGGAGGAUAAGAAAAUGAUGGCAGCAAAGGAGGGCGAGGUGGGAAAGGCGCUGGAUCGGCUGAAGGCGGUGCAGGAGGAGGGGCAGAAAGACGCAGAGGCGCUGGAAGCGGCACAGCAGCACUUCAAGGCGGUGUCAGCCGGCCUGUCGGCCAAUGAGGAUGGAGAGGAAGCUACGCUGGCUGGGCAGAUGAUGACCUGCAAAAAUGACAUGAGUAAAGCAGAAACCGAGGCCAAACAAGCUCAGAUGAAGCUGAAGCACGCUCAGCAGGAGCUGAAGACUAAACAGGCCCAGGUGAAGAAGAUGGACAGUGGCUACAAGAAAGACCAGGACGCCUUCGAUGCCGUGCAGAAAUGCAGAGAGAAGCUGCAGUCAGAGCUGCAGAAGCUGAACUAUGAAGAUGGCAGAGAGGAGCAUCUGAUUGAGCAGAAAAGGCAGCUGUCCUGUAAAGUCAACCAGCUCAGAGAAACAUACGAUUCCUUCAUGAGCCAGUUCCCUAACCUCCGCUUCGAGUACAGGGACCCGGAGAAGAACUGGGAGCGCAGUAAGGUGAAGGGUCUGGUGGCGAGUCUCUUCACUGUAACUGAUGUGUGUUACUCGACCGCUCUGGAGGUGGUGGCGGGGGGUCGCCUCUAUAACGUUGUGGUGGACAAUGAGGUGACUGGUAAGAAGAUUCUGGAAAAGGGAGAACUGAAACGCAGAUACACCAUCAUCCCCAUGAACAAGAUCUCCUCUCGAACCAUCAACGACAACGUGGUCCAAACUGCUAAAAACCUGGUGGGGGAGGAGAACGUGCACACGGCUCUGUCGCUGGUUGGUUACGAGUCAGAGCUGCGUAAAGUGAUGGAGUUUGUUUUCGGGACCACGCUGGUGUGUGAUACGCUGGAUAACGCUAAGAAGGCUGCGUUUGAUAAGCGUGUGCACACCAAAACAGUCACUCUGGGUGGAGACGUGUUCGAUCCUCAGGGAACAGUGACGGGAGGUGCUUCUGCUCGGUCGGCUUCAGUUCUCUCUAAACUGGCCGAAGUCAAAGAUGUCCAGGAUAAUCUAAGGGCUCGGGAGGCGGAGCUUCUCGCUGUGGAAACAGAACUCGGCAGCCUGAAAGGAACUGCGGAAAAGUAUCGGCAGCUGAAGCAGCAGCUGGACCUGAAGACUGAAGAGGCUCAGAUACUGGAGACCAAACUGCAGCAGAGCUCCUUCCACAAACAGCAGGAGGAACUGGAGAACCUCCGCAAGACCAUCGAGGAGAGUGAGGAGACCCUGACGAAGACUAAGGAGGUGCAGAAGAAGGCGGAGGAGAAGUUCAGGGUGCUGGAGAAUAAGAUGAAGAAUGCUGAAGCUGAGCGAGAGAAAGAACUGAAAGCAGCUCAGCAGAAACUCAACCAGGCCAAGAGCAAAGCCGACGCCUACAACAAAAAACUCAAGGAGAGACAACAGGAGGCUGAUGCUGUAGCUCUGGAGCUGGAGGAGCUGAAGCGAGAGCAGGCCGGUUAUGAGCAGCAGAUUCAGGCAGUAGAUGACGCCAUGAAGGCCAUACAGGAUCAGAUCAGUCACAUGACCACUGAGGUCGCAGCCAAUAAGGAAUGUGUGCGGGAGGCGCAGGAGAAGUUAACCCAGCAGAAGGAGGUGAUAUUGGGACAGGAACGAGAGAUUAAAGGAAAAAGUGAAGAGGCCAAUCGUCUCCGAGAACAGAACAACGACGCCCAACUCAAGAUCAAAGAACUCGAACACAACAUCAGCAAACACAGGAAGGACAGCGCAGACGCUGCUGCAAGAGUGGCGCGUAUGCUGGCGGAGAACGACUGGAUCUCGUCUGAGCGCAGUCUCUUCGGUCAGCCCAACACCGCCUACGACUUCAAGACCAACAGUCCCAAAGAAGCCGGGCAGAGACUGAAACGCCUGGAGGAGAACAAGGACAAGCUGGAGAGAAACAUCAACCGCAGAGCCAUGAACAUGCUGAGCGAGGCGGAGGAGAGGUAUAAUGAGCUGAAGAAGAAGAAGAGGAUUGUUGAGAACGAUAAAGCGAAGAUUCUGGAGACGAUUAAAGAGCUGGAUCAGAAGAAGAAUGAGGCACUGAACGUGGCCUGGCAGAAGGUAAAUAAGGAUUUCGGGUCCAUAUUCUCCACGCUGUUGCCGGGGGCGAAUGCCCGCCUGGCCCCGCCCGAGGGGUGUGGCGUUCUGGACGGGCUGGAGUUUAAAGUUGCUCUUGGAAACACGUGGAAGGAGAAUCUGACUGAACUAAGUGGAGGUCAAAGGUCUCUGGUGGCGCUGUCGUUGAUUCUGGCCAUGCUGCUGUUUAAACCUGCUCCCAUCUACAUCCUGGAUGAAGUGGACGCCGCCCUCGACCUGUCUCACACCCAGAACAUCGGACAGAUGCUGCGCACACACUUCACACACUCUCAGUUUGUUGUGGUGUCUCUGAAAGAUGGGAUGUUCACCAACGCUAACGUCCUCUUCAAGACCAAGUUCGUGGACGGCGUUUCCACGGUGACCCGCACGGUUCAGAGCCGCGAGGGCAAGGUCCUGGCCCAGCGUCCCCAAGAUAAAGUCAAGGCCAACCGUCAGCGGCAGAUACUCGCCAACUAAACACCAGAGCGCUGAUUUAACCCUCUGUGUAAAUGAACCUCAGUGUUUCCCUGUGGCAACAAAAGAAAAACACCGCUAUUUUUAUUUACUAAUUAAAGCUAAUUACACUUAAUUACAUAUUCAAGUGUCGUUAUAUAAACAUUUUUACUGAAAGUAUUUUAAAUUGAGCAUUUGCAACCCGUGUGGCUCCACCCACAGAUUAAAUGUAAAAACACACAUCAACCCCAACUUUAAUUGGACAAACACAUGCAUUUUGUGGCACUAUAUUUAAAAACCUACACUUUUUUUUAUUAUUAUUAAAUUAAAUGGACUCUAAAAUAACCAAAUAAAUUGUUUUGUUUUGUUGUCCGAGGGAAACACCAUUCCAUAGAGGGUUAAAAUUUUGUGUAAAUAAGGUUUCUUGCUUUUUUUUUUCUGCCCCUCAGCACAUGUAUGUUUUAUAUAUUCCACUUUGAUAAUCUUACAUAUUUGUAGGUUUGAACUGAUGUGCAAGUUUAUAAAAUUAGACUAAAAUGUUCUUUUAAUAGUGUAAUAAUGCUUAUAAUGUACUGGCGGAGCUUUAAAACGUCUUAUGGGGCUUACAGUGAACCGGAUUUAUGUAAUUGUUGGUUGUGUAACUUUGUUCAUAUUUUCUAUCCUGAUUCUUAUUCUAUUCUCUGUAUUUUUGGUCUUUUUUUUUUUUUUUUUUUUUUUUAUUCCUAGCUUGUUCUAUAUUUAGGCUGUUGUUAAUAAAAGUACUUUUACCUGA
This is a messenger RNA of Astyanax mexicanus (Mexican tetra), 4546 nucleotides long. It is a transcript of the gene smc2, whose product is annotated as structural maintenance of chromosomes 2. Gene Ontology annotation, cellular component: chromosome. The transcript has 24 exons. Gene Ontology annotation, molecular function: ATP hydrolysis activity; ATP binding; protein binding. Gene Ontology annotation, biological process: chromosome organization. The record is from RefSeq and is a predicted model, not a curated record. Lineage: Eukaryota; Metazoa; Chordata; Actinopteri; Characiformes; Acestrorhamphidae. The coding region runs from base 199 to 3798 and encodes 1199 amino acids.